Messenger RNA from Musca domestica (house fly), 1401 nucleotides. RefSeq lists its product as uncharacterized. The record is from RefSeq and is a predicted model, not a curated record. The transcript has 2 exons. The coding region runs from base 139 to 1305 and encodes 388 amino acids. Lineage: Eukaryota; Metazoa; Arthropoda; Insecta; Diptera; Muscidae.
UUUAGCUCUUAUUUGGCAAGAGGACAGGUCAUCUGGAGGGGAUAGUGUGUUUCUAUAUAAAGAUCUUUGCGAAUAGAUUUCAUUAUCAAUCGUCUUUUAGCAUUUGAAGGUGGCAUCUGGUGGCAUUUCAAAAGCGAAAUGAAGCUGACUUUCGUUUUCCUAGCUGUUAUUUUGGGGACGGCUUGUGCCGCUUUGGUCUCGACCAAUGAAUACUUGCCUCCUCUGGAGGAUUCGUCACCUACUAGCAAUGUUGAUUUGCAAUCAAUAAGCGAGUCAAGUCCUUUGGCAGAUGACGGCUAUCGUUACAAGACAGUGAAACGUUUGCGGUUGCGCCAAAGGCGUGAUGUCAAUGAACUACCCGCCAACGAAUACUUGCCCCCUGCACAGGAAACUCAAGUCGUCGAAGAAGUUCCUGCCCCAGCCGAAGAAUCGGCCGUAUUAGCCGAUGAUGGUUACCGUUACAAAACUGUGAAGCGUAUCCGUUAUCGUCACCGUCGUGAUGUAAGCGAAUUGCCAGCCAACGAAUACUUGCCCCCUGCACAAGAAACUCAAGUCGUCGAAGAAGUCCCUGCCCCAGCCGAAGAAUCGACCGUAUUAGCCGAUGAUGGCUAUCGUUACAAGACUGUGAAGCGUAUCCGUUAUCGUCAUCGUCGUGAUGUAAACGAAUUGCCCGCCAACGAAUACUUGCCCCCUGCACAAGAAGCUCAAGUCGUCGAAGAAGUUCCUGCCCCAGCCGAAGAAUCGGCCGUAUUAGCCGAUGAUGGCUAUCGUUACAAGACUGUGAAGCGUAUCCGUUAUCGUCAUCGUCGUGAUGUAAACGAAUUGCCCGCCAACGAAUACUUGCCCCCUGCACAAGAAACUCAAGUCGUCGAAGAAGUUCCUGCCCCAGCCGAAGAAUCGGCCGUGCUAGCCGAUGAUGGUUAUCGUUACAAAACUGUGAAGCGUAUCCGUUAUCGUCAUCGUCGUGAUGUAAACGAAUUGCCCGCCAACGAAUACUUACCACCUCAACAACCAGCCCCAUUUGUAGCCGAUAUCCCAGUGGCUUCAACUGCCGAUUUCGAGAGCGAAAAGACCCAAGACACUGCCGUAUUAGCCGACGACGGUUACCGUUACAAGACUGUGAAGCGUAUUCGUUAUCGUCAGCGACGUGAUGUCAACGAAUUGCCCUCCAACGAAUACUUGCCGCCUGUCCAGGAAAAUCAGUUGGCUGAGGAAGUCGCUCCUCUCGAAAACUCCUCCAUAUUAGCCAAUGAUGGCUACCGCUACAAGACUGCUAAACGCGUCGUUUACAGACGUCGUUUCUAAAUACCGAACUCUCUUUUAUAACAUAGACCUAACCAAAUGUACAUUUUCGACACGCUAAUGAAUGAAAUAAUCAAAAAUAUUAAUUGAAACAAUAUA